AUGAUAACCAGAAGAUUUGGUAGAUUGGUUUAUCCCUUUAACAACAUCUUCACCAAAAGGGGUUAUUCUAUGGGGAAGGUCGGAUUCUUUACCUCACGACGUACAUGGAUAAAUGAAACAGUUCAGGUGACCGUGGAAGGAAAAACAUACUCAGUGGGUAUUGUUGAAUAUACAGAUGAUUGGUCCCCAAUUCACCCGGCUCCUUUUGAUAAAGUAGAAGAGGAUUCAGAAGAAGAUGAUAUCGACGGUGAUGAAGACGAAGACGAAGAAAGUGAGACCGGAGGUGUUUCAGAGACUUAG
Messenger RNA from Lactuca virosa, 300 nucleotides. Lineage: Eukaryota; Viridiplantae; Streptophyta; Magnoliopsida; Asterales; Asteraceae. The record is from the annotation of a GenBank genome assembly.